Dentiscutata erythropus is the source of this 894-nucleotide messenger RNA. Lineage: Eukaryota; Fungi; Glomeromycota; Glomeromycetes; Diversisporales; Gigasporaceae. The record is from the annotation of a GenBank genome assembly.
AUGGACCAAAUUCAAUUUACAGGUUAUGCGGCGUUAAUUCUUGGAACGGCUGUCGCAGUGCCCAUAUUGGCCGUAACACGCGCCAGCGUUCACUAUGAUCCGGUUUCAAAAAAUGAAUAUUGUGUCUACGAUCAUAGUCAAGGACCAUUAAGAUUCUUCGUUACUGCUUCCAUUUCUCUUGACUUUUUAAUUGAUAUUUAUGUUACUGUACGACUUGUGCAAAUUCUCAGGAAAGCAAACAAAAAUGCUGCUCAAAUAUCAACAAACAUAAGUCAUAAGAGUAAACGCUCAUUAUUCACGGCCGUUAUGUAUUGGAAUUUUCUAAGAAUGUUCUUUGCUUUCCUUUCUCACGUGGAAUCUGCCGUUGGCAUGGUCAUGAUAUACAAACCAACCGAUGUUGAUUUUAUUAUAUUGGAUCUCGCUAUAAAAACAGUUUUAAACAUAGGUUUGGUUUAUACUAUCACUGCUGACGCAGAAAUUGUUAAAGUCAUCGAGGGUAAAAAUUUGAAUAAAGACAGCUCGGCCGGUACCGAGAAAUCAUUUAAAAGUUCUCCAAGUCCCUACACUCCGCGCACUCCACGUAAAUUUAAAGACUCUCACUUUUCAUCGUCUAAUGAUUUACCACAAUAUUCGCCUACUGAACGAGGACAAAUAAGUCAAAUAGAUGAAGAUAAACAUGUCGUCGUAUCAAUGAAGAGAUUAUCCUUUUUUGAGUGGGCAAAUUUUGUGAUGGGAAAACGUAAUAAAAAUGAUAACUCCAAUAAUUCUCAUGAAGAGGAGAUUGAAGCUACAGGAACUGAUGUUGAAAAAGGUUUUUCUGAACGAAGAGGCAGUGAAUUAAGCUAUGCAUCGUCAAACUCAACAUCAACGAAUGAUGAUAUCCACGCUAUUUAA